AAUGCCAGUCUCUUAGACGUUGGAGUAGACUUACAAGCCUUCCAGCCUUACGCGAACCGUUUUCUGGACCUAUGCAUCAAACAACACGUCAAUUUGCAUGAGUCACACGAGAGUUCCACUCGGCAACAAACUUCCAUUACUGCUCUUCAUCAGCGCUAUGAAUACCAGAACAGUUCGAAGCCGUCGUCUUCCAGGAGAUGAUGAGAAUCACGUUAUUGCGCUCUAUUAUGCGGAAUCUAUGGCACAGGGAAACGGAAUGCUACAAUAUCGUUAUGCUAGAUCUUGGAUGUAUAAUACAGUAGGUCCAACUUAUGUGUCGUUACCUGUAACAGUCAAAAAAUACUAUAACUAUGACAAGCGCCAUCUCAACGCUAUCGCAUUGUAUCUUCGGAUAUAUGAAGGGAAUUGUGGUAUCUAGCGGCAAAUCUGCGAGACGUUACGUGAUCCUUCGAGCAAAUCGUCCUCUGAGCAAAUCGUGAAAAG
This is a messenger RNA of Laetiporus sulphureus 93-53, 483 nucleotides long. RefSeq lists its product as uncharacterized. The record is from RefSeq and is a predicted model, not a curated record. Bases 98 to 418 code for a protein of 106 amino acids. The transcript has 2 exons. Lineage: Eukaryota; Fungi; Basidiomycota; Agaricomycetes; Polyporales; Laetiporaceae.